Messenger RNA from Drosophila kikkawai, 390 nucleotides. RefSeq names its product protein Diedel-like. NCBI's taxonomy places the organism in Eukaryota, Metazoa, Arthropoda, Insecta, Diptera, Drosophilidae. The record is from RefSeq and is a predicted model, not a curated record.
AUGGAGCAGUUUUUCCUAAAACAUCGCAAGAUGCGACACUUGAUAAUCGCACCACUAUUAAUCGCCGCGGCCACUUGGCUAACCCUAAUCGGAGUCGUUAGUUCCGAGUGCUGCAACACCAAGGCGACUCUAAACUACCAAAUCACUUAUUAUGGCUGCGGAGCUGUUGGGGGCAGAACAGGCGAUGCACCGGGAUCCUGUAACAUCACCAUUUGCGCCAACGGAGAGGUGAUGAUGGGCAGCCAUUGCGGGAACGGCACCUGCAAUGCAGCGGGCUGUAAAUGCGCCGAAGGGUGCCUUCAAGGUCGUUGGGCCAAGGAUUUUAUUUCCAAGAACAACGAGUAUUCCAUUAAGGUAGUGGACACGAUCUGGCACUACUAUCCUAAAUAG